AUGACACGAAACUACAGCGCCGUUCGCAACAUUCUCCUCGUUCUCGUCGCUGGCAGCGCAGUGCUCAUACUGGGUGAUAUCCAGCUGCUAUGGCGGUACCACGCUUCCUGGCAGCCAGCGGCGACACAGGGGGACAAGGCAAGCGUUCACUCCACGGCAAACAAGCGCACGCAUCCCAUUGGCAAACUCAUGAGUGUUGCCGAGGUCACGUUUCAGGAGAUGAUAUCGAGACAGUCACUAAGCGUAAGCGCAGCGGCGGAGGAUUAUCGCGCUCGGCGAGGGCGUCAUCCACCGCCUGGGUUUGAUGCGUGGUAUGCGUAUGCGGAAGAGCACAAUGCGGUUAUUGUAGAGGAGCUGUUUGAUCAGAUUUAUCGUGAUCUCACCCCUUUUUGGGGUGUGGCGCCCAAGAUGAUGAGGGACUUUGCGAGGCACUUUGAGCAUCAUAUCUAUGUUCGAAAUGGCACCGUCGACAUGACCAGGAACCACGGCGGGGGAACACCGACGGACCGUAUGGAAGCCUGGUUGGACCUGGUUCGGAGUGUGGGGCCGUUCUUGCCCGACUUGGAUCUGGCCAUCAAUCUCAUGGAUGAGAGUCGAGUGAUUGUGCCAUGGGAGUCUAUUGACAAGUACGUCGGGCUAGAAGCGCAGACGAGAGGCUUACUACCGCUGAAUAAAGUGACCUCGCAGUAUCAGAGUUACUUUGCAUUCGACAACAGUACUGAAGAGCCACCCCGGACAACAUGGAUAGGCCCAGGUGAGGAAGCCUUCUGGGAUACCGCGCGUGUUGGAUGCACUCCCCAAGCCGCAGCACGCUUCAAAGAAGCCGCAACCAACUUUGCUGGACCUCCGCCCUAUCCGUCGGGGUAUCCAAUGCAUUCUCUUGACGGCUAUGUUAGAAACUGGACCCAAGCACGAGAUCCUUGCCAGCAACCGCAUUUGCAAGAAGCCCAUGGAACAUUUAUUGAGCCCAUAUCAGUGUCUACGACUCACCAACUUGUACCCAUCUUUGGUGAGUCCAAGCUUUCGAUGAACAACGACAUUCUCAUCCCACCUGCGGCAUAUCUUUCUGAAUCCUUCUCUGGUGGAUUGUACUCGGAUGCCAAUGCCCAAGGAGCAAACUGGGACGAAAAAACGUCUGGUGUAGUAUGGCGGGGUGUUGCGAGUGGUGGCCGGAACCGUGAGGAGACCUGGACACGAUUCCAUCGCCAUCGGUUCGUAUCCAUGUUGAAUGGAUCCUAUAUGCGAGAGAUCGAGAUGAGCCCGACUGCUGUUGGUGAGGGAAAAGCGUUCAUCAUGCAGUCGUACGCAAGAUACCACAUUGGAGCACUCAAUCUUGGGGCUUGGCUUCAAGACAUUGCGGACGUUGGCUUCACGGACCUCCUCUGUUGGCCUGGAACAGGCCAGCCGACUUGCAACUACACCGAUCCCUAUUUCUCGAUUGCCAAGAAAAUCCCCAUGGCUGAGCAGUACAAGUACAAGAUCCUGCCAGAUAUUGAUGGCAACUCGUACUCUGGACGCUAUCUUGCCUUUCUGCGGUCGACAUCUCUUCCACUCAAGGCCACGAUUUAUUCCGAGUGGCACGAUGACCGGCUGAUUCCAUGGCUACAUUUUGUGCCCAUGGACAACAUGUUUGUCGAUGUCUAUGGUAUUUUGGAAUAUUUUUUGGGUACGAAGAAGUCAAAGGUCAAUGAGAAUGAGAAGACAACGAUGAAGAGCCGUGAUAAUGCCGCGGAGAAGAUUGCGUUGCGAGGCAAGGAAUGGGCUGAGAAGGUGCUGCGGAAAGAAGAUAUGCAGAUCUACAUGCUCCGGCUACUACUCGAGUAUGCCAGACUUUGUGACGACAACCGGGAUAGCCUGGGUUUUGUGGGCGAUCCGGAAUAG
This is a messenger RNA of Plenodomus lingam JN3, 1881 nucleotides long. RefSeq lists its product as uncharacterized. The record is from RefSeq and is a predicted model, not a curated record. NCBI's taxonomy places the organism in Eukaryota, Fungi, Ascomycota, Dothideomycetes, Pleosporales, Leptosphaeriaceae.